Molecule: messenger RNA, 2626 nt
Organism: Stegastes partitus (bicolor damselfish)
Lineage: Eukaryota; Metazoa; Chordata; Actinopteri; Pomacentridae
Product: PWWP domain-containing protein MUM1-like
Exons: 15
Coding region: 262-1923 (553 amino acids)
Source: RefSeq, a predicted model, not a curated record
ACCUGGUACACGGUGGAUGAGUGAACAUCAACCUGCCGUCAGUCAUGUUUGAGGAAGCAGCGCACUCCGGUCCAGUGGGGGGCGUUACAUCUCUAAUGAAGCUAGCUUCGUGUAGCAGUGGAUGCGCACAAACACGACGAUGCUCGAAGCUGGACGCUAACUAUCCCAACAAACGGCUCGAUUUGUGCGAUUGUUAAGCUGCCAAACCUGUUCCCUGUGUGUCAGCCCUGGCGCCUUGAAGAACAUCUUAUAGAUGCAGUAAUGGAAGGUAGACCUCAAAAAACAAGAAAAAGAAAGCCCAGGAAGAUGUCGGAUGCUGUGUCAUCGCCGGCUGCAGAGGAAUCAGAUGCCAUGCCAGGCGGGGAUUUUGCCCCUGUCAGCCCAUCCAGUAUCAGUUCCUUACCAUCGACUCCAGAAAGAGCAAAGAGAAAACCAGGACAAACACAAGAAGCCUGCCUGACCUCCACACCAGUCCACAGCUCCUCCACAGACAUCCUGUCCAACAUUUUAAACUCCCCUCAUGGAGCAGAACAAGUGGGAUUAGAGUACACGAGAGUCACCACUCAGCUAGAGACAUCAGAGAUAGACUCAUCAUGCUCCAAGUCAAAAUCCCAAUGCAGAGCAAAGAGGGGUGGUGCUGGCCGGCCACAAAACGGUGGACAAAGGGCAUCAAACAAACGAUCGCACAUGUGCAGCAAAACCAACGGUUCUCCAGCCAAGCGCCGGCGUGGCAGGACGCGGAAGGAUGACACUUGCAAUUUAAAAGGGGAAACCGCUAAUCAGCGGUGUGAACGCUCGAGACCACGAUUUGAACUCCCUGAUUCAGCGGAGCAAGAUGACUCCUUGCUGUCCUCAGAUCUGUCAAUAGAGCUGAGUCACUAUGAGGAACAGCUUCCCUCAAUUUCACUCCAGGAAGAUGAAGAAAGUGAAGAUGAUGAGGAGGAAGAGCUCCCAAGUUACUUGAUGGAGGCAAAUAAAAAGCUCCCGUCCAUUAGAGAAGGUGUGUUUGUGUGGCACAAGUUUAGAAGUUAUCCAUUCUGGCCUGCAUUGGUAAAAAGUGUGAACCGUAAGCAGAGAAAAGCCAGUAUUGUGUUUAUUGAGUAUUCAAACCUUCAGAAAAAGAAAGGGUUUGCUGUGCCUCUGAAAUCCCUGAAGCCUUUUGACUGUGAAGAAGCUGAGGAGCUGGUGUGUAAAGCCAAAGAAAAUUUUGAUGCUGCGGUCACGUGGUCUUUGGAUCUCAAAACAGACUACGAAUUCAAAAUUGCAUGUGGCUCAUUUUCUGGCUCCUUCAUCGAGUACUUCGAUCAUGACAUGAGCUAUCCAGUGAGGAGAAAAUAUCCGCAGGCAGAAUCAGAGAGACUAACUAUCGCAAACGAUACGAUGAUGGAGGAGCCGUGUGACGAUCAUAAGGAGGACAGCUUUGGUGAACAGCAGGAGGAAGUCAGCAGGAGUUCAAAGAGACUACUGCCAGACCGGACCCAUGCUGCCCACAACCGUGCCAAUCAGAAGCUCGUACAUUUUAUUGUCAAGCAGCGCAUGGUGGAAGGACACCUCCUGGCUGUGAUCCGUGGGCAGCAGCAGUCCAGAUGGCUUCGCUCCUUUUUGAGCGCCAAUCGGAGACGGGUGGUGAACAUAUACCUGGAGGACGACCAGCAGUUGGACCAGGUCUACUGGUACCUGAGUGAGCUCUAUGCAACGGCUGUGGCCAAGGCCUCUUGUCUGGCUGAGGUGAAAUCCAUGGAGCGCGUCCCUUUUGUUCUGGAUGUGCUUCUUCCUGAGGCGAUCAUCAAUGCCAUUGCCGGGGUAGACAAAGUUUCCGUAAAAAAGGCAGAAGAAAAGUACCUAAAAGGACGAUGUAUAAGUAACAGAGAAAGACAGGAGUUUGAUCUGAUGAUUGAGCGGCAGAUGAGGAAGAAAUUCUAGACACUUAUGCUAUUCUCCAAUCCUAUCAGUUAUAAAACUGGAAAUUGUAAAAUAAGAGGAUUCCAUGAAAUUAUUUUUUUAUUGCAAUUUAAAAAGAAAAGAAAGAAAGAAAGAAGAAAAAAAAAAAAGAAGGAUUGUUGAUAGUAAUUCAGCCAUACUUGUGUGCCUUGCAAACAAAGAUGAAUUACGAAGCACUGGUUAAGCUCUCCUUUAUGAUAUUUACAGUAUGUGCACGCUCUGGACUCCAAGCAUGCAAACUGGAAACCAUAAGUGCUGGCUUUGACAUUCAAUAAUAAUAAUAACAACCUAAUCAAUUAACUUUAAUUCAUAACUUGUUGGUGACAAUAUGUAAACUACCAAAUUGUGCUUUGAACAUUAUUUAAAAUCUCUUGUCUGCAUUUUCUUUUUAUGCUAGUUUUACAAAAAUACUUUUUUUUUCUUUUUUUAAAAAUUUUGCACUGUUUUUGUUACAGUUUUUACACACUAAGGGAUGGAUAAUGCCAAAUAAAAAAAAACUGACCCUUCCUCACAUUUUGCCAUCACAGUUGUAAUACUGAGCCAAAAAUGUUUUAUUGUGGCCCUGUUUUACAUCAUGAAAGAAAUCUUGUCAGUCUGUACAUUUAGUUCCAAAUCAUUUUGUAUCAUUACAGACAGUGUGCGUGCGUGCGUGUGUGUAUAAAGAUGCUUAAGUGAAAGUAUUACA